Labrus mixtus (cuckoo wrasse) is the source of this 1970-nucleotide messenger RNA. RefSeq names its product carnosine N-methyltransferase 1 (gene carnmt1). The record is from RefSeq and is a predicted model, not a curated record. Gene Ontology annotation, molecular function: S-adenosylmethionine-dependent methyltransferase activity. NCBI's taxonomy places the organism in Eukaryota, Metazoa, Chordata, Actinopteri, Labriformes, Labridae. The transcript has 8 exons. Bases 23 to 1303 code for a protein of 426 amino acids.
UGGCUGUGUAUUUGUUUCAGACAUGGCCGAAACAACAGGAGAGGCAGCGAAAGGGGGUCCAUAUUUUCACAAAGAGAGAAUAAAAUGUAGCCCCGAAGAAGAGGCCAAGCUAGAAAGACAACAUUUCUGGAGGAUAAUCGAUGCAUUUAGAUUUUACAGGGUCCAUGUAGAGGAGCAGGUCAAACGUGCCGAGCGUCAGUUUCUGAGUCUACCCAAGCGCCACCAGAAUAUGCUGCCAAAUGUUAUGUCUAACCUGGCCCGGAUCAGUAAGUGUGCGGACCACAACCAGGAGGUGCUGCAAGCCAUCAUUCACAAUAGCCUCCACAUGUUUGAGAACAUUGAGUAUGGUGAGAGGGAGGAUCCACGUAAGGCACGCCCAUCCACAACGUUUGACAUGGACAAGCUUAAGUCAACGAUAAAGCAGUUUGUCAGGGACUGGAGCGACGUGGGCCGGGCUGAGAGGGACUCUUGCUACCAGCCUAUCAUCCAAGAGAUCCAAAGACUUUUCCCAAAUGACCAAUAUGAUGUGUCUAAGGUGAGCGUGCUGGUGCCGGGUGCAGGGCUCGGCCGUCUAGCAUGGGAGAUCGCUCGGCUGGGUUACACCUGCCAGGGCAACGAAUGGAGCUUCUUCAUGCUCUUCUCUUCAAACUUCGUUCUCAAUAGGUGUGAAAACUUGAACUCUCUGACCCUGUACCCCUGGAUCCACCAGUUCAGCAACAACAAGAAAUCCACCGACCAAACAAGACCAAUCACAUUCCCUGAUAUCAACCCUCAGAGCUUACCGCUAACCUCAGACUUCUCCAUGGUCGCAGGUGACUUUGUGGAAGUCUACAGUGAUCCAGAGUCCUGGGACUGUGUGGCUACCUGCUUCUUUAUUGACACAGCUCAUAAUGUCAUCGAGUAUGUGGAGACGAUCUGGAAGAUUCUUAAACCUGGGGGAGUGUGGAUCAACCUGGGUCCACUGCUGUAUCAUUUUGAGAAUAUGGCCAAUGAGCUCUCAGUUGAACUCAGCUAUGAAGAUAUCAGGACAGCGAUUGUUAAUUUUGGCUUCCAAUUUGAGAUGGAGAAAGAGUCUGUUCAGACCACGUACACGGAGAACAACCACUCUAUGUUGAGAUACGUUUAUGACUGCGUCUUCUUUGUGGCAAGAAAACCUGCAGACCUGUACUUUAACGGCCGAGAAGAAGAAGAAGAAGAAGAAGAAGAAGAAGAAGAAGAAGAAGAAGAAGAAGACGACCAGCUUCAGAGUUUUCCAUCGGCGGCUAAGUCACCUCGGAGAGAAGGUACCGACAGCCUGACGUGACAGAAGGUCCUCUGAUACAAAUCUUUAACAUGGGGAACCAUUCAUUAAGCAAAGAAAAGACAGAAAAAAUGAAACAGAAAUGACUCAGAGGAAGAAAAAUCAUUGGACUAAAGUUUUCAUUUCGGUCUUUUUCAUUUUUAUGGCGCACCUCAUGAUGAAAUGAACCCAACAACACAGACUCUGUUUGUUUGUGGGACAGGUUAGAUUUACAAUAAUCAUACCAUGUUCUACAGAACCCCUGAAUACACCUUAAACUCUAUCUCUCUUGAUACCUGAGUUUGAGAGGUGUUUUUCACGUGUUUUAUGUGACAGCUACAAGCAAUGAAAAUGUGGAUUUCUUUUAACUGCGAGCCUGCCUGCCAGACCGCCUCAGCCCUUACUAUCUCUCCACUCCAUUGACUGAAACUGAGGCUGUGUGUGUGUUGUGUGUGAGUAUGAUAGGAGAGCAUGAUGUUAACAUUUGCUAUUGAAAUCAUAUUUAUUUUAUUCAAUUAUUCUACCGAUAACUGCCUACUUAUUUACAUCGAUCAGUCAUCAGUUUUUACUGAAAUAUAAUCAUUCAUCUUCCAACUUUCCAGGACUUCAUUGUUUUAAAUUUGAGUAUGACUUUCAUUCACUUUCUGGUUUCUUAUCACACUUUGGAAUAAAGCCAAACAUUUAAAGCAUA